AUGUUGCUAUAUGCGGUGCUUGCAGGUGAUAAGGGUGUCCCUUCUCACCAGAGGGUAUUGAUCGCGUGCAUCGUUGAAAUAACCUCUUUCACGGAGAACGUUCUACGACUGUUCUCUAUGUUGCUGUCGUUCGUGUACCUGCGCUACCUUCAGCCCAACCGACCGCGGCCCUACCGCAGCCCGUUUGGCCUAGCGGGGGCUUUCGUCGGUCUGCUAAUGUGCGGGAUCUCCAUCUUCGCCAUCCUGUACACGAGUGUGAGCGACACGAUCUUCCUGGCCUCGAUCGUGGUGACUGCGUUGGUCUUCAUCGCCGGUAGCGUGUACUUCUGCCGAGUUGUGCUGCCCAAGAUCCAGAACAACACCCUCGGCUCGCCCGUCACUUCCAAGGAUAUGAGCGAGAACUUGUUAAGUGCCCGCAGUCAAGUGCCCAUCUCGACCGGGGCCUAG
Phytophthora sojae is the source of this 447-nucleotide messenger RNA. RefSeq lists its product as hypothetical. The transcript has 2 exons. Lineage: Eukaryota; Oomycota; Peronosporomycetes; Peronosporales; Peronosporaceae. The coding region runs from base 1 to 447 and encodes 148 amino acids. The record is from RefSeq and is a predicted model, not a curated record.